This is a messenger RNA of Menidia menidia (Atlantic silverside), 2478 nucleotides long. The record is from the annotation of a GenBank genome assembly. Lineage: Eukaryota; Metazoa; Chordata; Actinopteri; Atheriniformes; Atherinopsidae.
GCAGCGCAUCUUAACUCCUCCCGCGGCCACUGCGCGGACAUCAUGUGGGCCACACUGACGCACCGCGCACGGCUGAACCUAUAUAAGCACUGCAGCUGUCAGUUGGAGGACACUGUCUGCUCUGUGCAGGGGAACGACUUGCUUUAGGGGAUUACAGCUCUACACACUCUUAGAUCCUAACUGUAACAAUGUCUCACGCUUGGGGAUACGCAGCGACCAACGGACCCGACAAAUGGGCAGAAAACUUCCCUGUUGCAAACGGACCCCGUCAGUCUCCCAUUGACAUCGUACCUGGUGAAGCAUCAUUCGACGCGGGGCUGAAGCCGCUCAGCCUGAAGUACGACCCUUCCACCAGCAUUGACAUCUUAAACAACGGACAUUCCUUCCAAGUGACCUUCACUGAUGACACCGACAACUCAACUCUGAAAGAUGGACCAAUCUCAGGAAUCUACAGGCUUAAGCAGUUCCAUUUCCACUGGGGGGCUUCUGAUGAUAAGGGCUCUGAGCACACUGUGGCCGGGACCAAAUAUCCAGCUGAGCUCCAUCUGGUGCACUGGAACACCAAAUACCCCAGCUUUGGUGAUGCAGCCAGUAAGCCUGAUGGGCUCGCUGUUGUUGGCGUUUUCUUGAAGAUUGGUGCUGAAAAUGCAAGUCUCCAGAAGGUCAUUGAUGCUUUUGGAGCCAUUAAGGCCAAAGGAAAGCAGACUACCUUUCCCAACUUUGACCCUGCUGCACUGCUUCCGGGUUGCCUGGACUACUGGACGUACGAUGGCUCUCUAACCACACCACCUCUGUUGGAGAGUGUUACCUGGAUUGUCUGCAAAGAGCCAAUCAGUGUCAGCCCUGAGCAGAUGGCUAAGUUCCGCAGCCUGCUAUUCUCCGGUGAUGGUGAGGCUGAAUGCUGCAUGGUGGACAACUACCGCCCUCCACAACCGCUCAAGGGUCGCCCUGUCCGUGCUUCCUUUAAGUAAAACUCCCUCCCCACCCCCCCAUUUUUGCCCUUUCUGCCCCGUUGCCCUCUCCUUCCCAUCCCCCUCAGAAUGACCUCUCUUGCAGUGGAUAACAAAGCACACAUAUCUCUUUCCGUCCAGUUUUUAAAGAAAUUAAAUUCCUGUGGGCCCGUUGAAUUCAGUGCAAAUGGAAAGCUGGAGCAGGAUUUACAUUUCUUGUAGGUGAUAAGAAUUGUCACGCUCUCUUUUAAAAGACCAUUUUAAAGAAUUUGUUUGGCUGUAUGACGUUCGCAAAGGUGCUACAUCCGGCAUCAGUGGUUUCAGAGAAAAAGCAGUGUUUGUUUGGUCACCAUGAAAAAAAGAAAAUCUGUCAAAAAUGGUGCGUUGGAGUUAGCAGGAAGCACAGGCUAGCGUGAGUAUACAGGCUGAGGAUUAAACUAUAUAACCAUCUGUGAGAGGGGUAAGGUGCCAAUUGUGGACACGCAGGACACUCCGGCUGCCAGUCUGUCUGUAAUCUCUGAACGACUGCCGGCCUCUGCCACACAGCAGCUUAGUGGAACACUGCAGCCGCCUCCAGCCAGCGAUUGACUGAGAAAAUCCCCCUCUGGCAAAUGCCCCCUCAGCCUAGCAUGUGCACUCUCAUGCAGACAUGUUGUCAAUAGCUUGUGACCUGCUUGCUGAUUUAAAUUGUACAACAAAAAACACCAAUAGCCAGCUUUAAGCAAGUUCGAGUGACUGUUUACUGUCUAAUCUUCUAAAUUUCAAUUGUCAUAUGAAGUUAAAUUUUUUUUGUCAAGGAUUUUUCUUUAAGCCAUGUUGUGUAAAUCAAGUCUUAAGUGAUUCCUUAAUUAUGUAUCGGAAACCAAAUGCCCCUGCUCCUCUUGAUAUCCUGAUAAUGUAGCGAUGAAAGACAUCAACCUUGUAAAAUGCAAUGUGAAGAAAAAUGUGUUAAGUGCUAAAGCUUAAAACGCACAGUUGGUAGUGCCAUAAUAGCCACCCAACAACAAAGCCAAGGAAGAAACGACCCUUCCCAGGAAGCCAAAAAAGACAAGAACCUGCCAAUGGAGAAGAUUAUGUUGUCAACCUGGAUGUAGGCCCUGAAUUGGAGAAUAAUGAGACUAUGUAAGACUCUGUGGUUAUAGUGUUUCUUACCACAAAUGAAUCUUCAUUAAUGUUGUAAUUGAUCAAAAAGAGAAAAAAGUAAAGCCUUAUGCCAAUCGAUGUUAGGCCUGUCCCAGGAGAAUGUUGUCAUUCUAUUUUGGAAGUGGACGUUUGCUGGUUGAAUAAAUAUAUUUUAUGACUAAUCUGUGCCUUUUCUAUUUUUGGGUCUGCUCUCAUUUUUCUUCCUGUUCAAUAAACUGCUUUUUGGCACCAAUAAUCAUGUUUUAGUCACCUCUCUGAUUUACUCAUAAACUUCUGCUUUGUGUUCCUCUUAAUUCAUCUGAAUGACUCUAUUUUCACCAGAUAUCAAACCCAGAUUAGUGUUUCAGAUACAAAUAAAUUGUUAUUAAAAAAGAAACCUUAAUGA